CCAACUUAGGUUUGAGUAUGUUCUAUCUUGUGGAUCCACUUUCUUCGACUUGUGUUCCAUUUAAGUUGUAGGCUAACUGUUGAAACUGCAUUAUCUUGUUCAGAUCAUAUGGCUUCAAAGAUUACUGCUAAAAAGAAUGAUGAUUUUGACUAUGAAAUCAUUGAAGGCGAGUCUAAGACCGCUUUAGCAGCAGCCGGCACGAGUCCUCGGAUUGAUUCUGCAACGUUGGAGCUUCGGCAUCGAAUUGGAAGAGGUCCCUUUGGUGAUGUUUGGCUAGCUACUCAUCAUCAGUCCACAAAGGACUAUGAAGUGGCCAUCAAAAUGCUUCAUCCCAUCAAUAAAGAUCAGAUGAGAGUUGUGGUAGAUAAGUUUAAGGAUUUGGUUUCUAAGUCUCAAGGGAUAGAGAAUGUUUGUCUCCUCCGAGGAGUUUCUAUCAUUAGUGGAAGGGUAAGUAAAGAAAAACAAACAUGUGUGUUUCUCUAGUUUUCCCCCAUGUUUUGAUUAGAGAUUUGUAAACUGUAGAUUUGCCUCGUCAUGAAAUUCUAUGAGGGCUGUGUUGGUGACAAGAUGGCUCGGCUUAAAGGAGGAAAGCUUUCAUUGUCUGAUGUAUUGAGAUAUGGGAUUGAUCUAGUUACAGGGAUUCUUGAGUUGCACGCAAAAGGGUUUCUGAUUCUCAAUCUCAAGCCCUCUAACUUUCUUCUCAAUGAUAACGAUACGGCCAUCCUAGGGGAUGUUGGAGUCCCUUAUCUACUUCAUAGUAUCCCUUUGCCAAGUUCUGAUAUGAUAAUGAGACUUGGAACUCCAAACUAUAUGGCUCCAGAACAGUGGCAACCUGAAGUAAGAGGUCCCAUGUCCUUUGAGACUGACUCUUGGGGGUUCGGAUGCAGCAUUGUGGAAAUGCUCACUGGUGUACAACCUUGGAGUGGUAAAUCCAUCGACGAAAUUUACAACUUAGUGGUCAUAAAAAGAGAAAAGCUCACUAUCCCCAAUGCCAUACCGCCUCCUCUUGAGAAUCUACUUCAGGGUUGCUUUAUGUAUGAUCUUCGAAGCCGACCUUCUAUGACAGACAUCUUACACGUCUUCAAGAGGUUGCAGAACUCAGAGGAGGAAGAGUUCUGGUCCUUCUGGAGAGGCAUUGAUAGUAGAGAAAUCAGGAAGAGCUCAGCUUAUCUCGGCUAUACAGAAUGGUUCCUUUCAAAGGAUCAUCUACAAGUAGGGGACACGGUGCGUUCAAGAAAGCCUGCCAAUUCGUGUAAGCAUGAGAACAUGGAUGUGCCAGAAGGAAAGGUGGUUGGUUUAGAACGUGACACUACCGACUCGGAUGGAUUUGCUCUGGUUAAAGUCCAUGGUGUUCAUGAUCCGCUAAGGGUUCACGUAUCUGUUCUUGAAAGGGUAACUAAAGACUUGGCUUCUGGAGAUUGGGUACGUCUGAAGUAUGUAGGAGUGGCAGACAAGAGGUGUUCUCCAGUUGGCAUUGUCCAUUCAAUCAACCGUGAGGGUAUUGUAGCUGUUGGGUUUAUUGGGUUGCCAACUCUCUGGAGAGGGACUUCAUCACAGCUUCAGAUGGCUAAAGGAUACAGUGUUGGUCAGUUUGUGAAGAUCAAAGCCUUUGUUGUCACCCCAAGAUUCAAAUGGAUACGUAAAGAUAAAAGAGUUUGGGCAACUGGCAGAAUCUCUCAUGUUUUACCCAACGGUUGUCUCGAGGUGGAGUUCCCUGGAGCGUUGCCUUUCGGACAGGAGCAUGGAAGCUGUCUUGCUGAUCCGGCUGAAGUAGAGGUUGUGGAUUUUAGUACUUGUGAAGGUGUUGUGGAAAAAAUUCAGCAUCUACAAGACUUUCACUGGGCUGUGAGACCUUUACUGGCUGCCAUGGGUCUAUUGGCAUCAAUGAAGUUAGACCAUGCUCGCUUUUAUAUUUGGAUUUGACGCAACAUCUAAUUGUAGCAUACAACAUCUAGAUAUUGCAUCCAAAUGUUGUUUAUUUUUAUAGUUAAUAUUUGCAUUCAGAUGCAACAUCUAGAUGCCAAAUUGUUCAUUUUAUAUUAUAACUAGUGGUUUUUCUGUGCUUGCGGAAUAUUUAUUUUCAUUAUUUUUCUGUUAAACAUUUGUUUUUAAAUUGAAAAGUUUGAUUUAUAUUAUUUAUUAAGUCAUUUUUUUAUGUUUGUUGUUAAUUUUCUCAACUUUUUCUGUUGAAGAUGUUUGUUGUUAAGAAAUUCAACUUUAGUGUUGUUGCGUUUAUUAGAUUUUUAAUAUGAUUAUUGAGAUAUUUUGAAAAUAAUAUUUUUAUAUCUUUGCAAUAUAAAUUAUUUAAUGUUUAUUUUGUUCGGUCAUCUAGGUUUAGUUAUGUUGUUUUUAUUGGGUUGUUUUAUAUUGAAUCUCUACUUAAGACUAUAAAUAUUGAAAAUAUGAAUUUAGGAUAACACACGUCUAAUUUUUCAGUAAUUAUUUAAAUAUAAUAAAUUUAGAUAUUUUGUUUAUUUUGAAUUUUUUCAUUUGUUUGUAAUAGUAAAAGGUUACUUUAUAUUUCAUACUUACUUUUUUUGUUUUUUGGUAAUUAUGAUAGAUGUUUAAUGUAAUAUUUAUAUUUCUUAUAUUGUAUAUUUAUUUAUUAUAUAUUUUAAUUUAUAUUGUAUAUUUACUUUUUUUGUUUUUGUUUUUUUGGUAAUUAUGCCAUAUAUCUUCUUUUCAAAGAAAUUUUUUAUUAUGAUGUAAA
Molecule: messenger RNA, 2710 nt
Organism: Brassica napus (rape)
Lineage: Eukaryota; Viridiplantae; Streptophyta; Magnoliopsida; Brassicales; Brassicaceae
Product: E3 ubiquitin-protein ligase KEG-like
Exons: 3
Coding region: 535-1923 (462 amino acids)
Biological process (GO): protein phosphorylation
Molecular function (GO): protein kinase activity; ATP binding
Source: RefSeq, a predicted model, not a curated record